Molecule: messenger RNA, 987 nt
Organism: Chanos chanos (milkfish)
Lineage: Eukaryota; Metazoa; Chordata; Actinopteri; Gonorynchiformes; Chanidae
Gene: lcp2b
Product: lymphocyte cytosolic protein 2b
Exons: 12
Coding region: 1-987 (328 amino acids)
Biological process (GO): cell surface receptor protein tyrosine kinase signaling pathway; intracellular signal transduction
Molecular function (GO): protein binding
Source: RefSeq, a predicted model, not a curated record
AUGAGCUUUGACAACUUUCCUUCCAAGUCAGAAGUGAUGGGCUGGAACCCAAACUCUCUCGCUGACUAUUUAAAAAAAAUGAAGCUGUCUGGCUGUGACACAGUUGUGAAGAAGUGUGGUAUGAAUGGCUCCUGGUUUCUGAACAUGUCAGAGAAUGACCUCCACAAGUUCCCCAAAGUGCAUGCUCCAAUUAUCAUGAAAAUUUGUAACAAGAUUAAUCAGAGCCAAGAGAAGAAAGGAAUAUUUCAUCGGUAUGCUGGACAAAACAAACAGUGGGAUUCAGAUGAAUUCGAUCAGGACGAAAGUGAUAAUGACUAUGAAGAACCGGAUGAGUUUCCUGAUGACAACUACGUGUGUGCAACAGUGGAUAGGCCUGACAGAGACGAGGAGAGCGAUGACGACUAUGAGCCACCGCCCUCAGACACUCCUGAUGAGAUACCUAGUCAUUUCCAGCUUGCCAAGCCACUGGGGGGCGGUGAUUACAUAGCUACAGCUGGUCCGGGUGUACCAAAGGUAGAUCGCAGCAAGAAACCUGGAUCAUCUGGUCUUUCCAAAACGGACUCAGGCAGAUCAGCAAAGCCUCCACUUCCUAAAGCUCAUUUGGACAGGCAUAGCUCUGAGGAUGAGGAGGACAUGGAUCCUUCGUGGUAUGUGGGACAGAUGACGAGAAGAGAUGCUGAGGCUUCUCUGAGAUAUGUCAAUAAGGAUGGUGCAUUCCUUGUAAGAGACAGCUCAAAGGGCUCUACUGAGCAGCCUUAUACACUCAUGGUACUGUACCAGGACAAAGUCUACAACAUACAGGUCCGUUACCAAGGCGUCCAAGAUGGUUACUCCCUAGGCACAGGCUUAAUGAGCAAUGAGAGUUUCCCCAGUGUGAGAGACAUCAUCACACAUCACACGAAAGCCAAGCUGUUGCUGAUUGAUGCAAUGGACCGUGGUUCUGGACCACAGCGACAGUGCUGUCUAAUGUACCCGGUGAGCCUCUGA